This is a messenger RNA of Vigna unguiculata (cowpea), 1314 nucleotides long. RefSeq names its product 1-acyl-sn-glycerol-3-phosphate acyltransferase 3-like. Gene Ontology annotation, molecular function: 1-acylglycerol-3-phosphate O-acyltransferase activity. Gene Ontology annotation, cellular component: endomembrane system. Lineage: Eukaryota; Viridiplantae; Streptophyta; Magnoliopsida; Fabales; Fabaceae. The record is from RefSeq and is a predicted model, not a curated record.
CGCAACUUAGCAAUUCCACCUGAGAACCAUGGCGUUCCCAGCAACUAUUGUUAUUCUUCCUUUAGGCAUUCUUUUCAUCCUUUCUGGUCUAAUUGUAAAUAUAAUUCAGGCUAUCUUCUUUCUCCUUCUCCGUCCGAUAUCAAAGAACUGUUACAGAAGAGUAAACAAAUUGCUCACAGAAUCACUGUGGUUGGAACUCAUAUGGCUCGUUGAUUGGUGGGCUGGAAUCAAGAUUGAACUACACACAGAUUCAGAAACCUUUCAAUUAAUGGGCAAAGAAAAUGCACUUGUCAUCUGCAACCACAGAAGUGACAUUGAUUGGCUUAUUGGAUGGGUCUUGGCUCAGCGCUGUGGUUGCCUUGGUAGCACAGUAGCCAUUAUGAAGAAAGAAGUCAAAUAUCUUCCUGUUCUGGGUUGGUCAAUGUGGUUUGCUGAAUAUAUAUUCCUAGAAAGGAGCUGGAAAAAAGAUGAAACAUCACUGAAGUCAGGUUUUGAGCAUCUAGAGCACAUGCCUCUGCCUUUUUGGUUGGCCCUUUUUGUUGAAGGCACUCGUUUCACACAGACAAAGCUUUUACAGGCUCAAGAGUUUGCUGCUUCCAAAGGGUUACCAACACCUAGAAAUGUUUUGAUUCCUCGUACUAAGGGUUUUGUCACAGCAGUUAGCAACCUUCGGAAAUUUGUUCCAGCCAUUUAUGAUUGUACAUAUGCAGUUCCAAAAAGUGAGGCUUCACCUACUUUGUUGAGAAUAUUUAAAGGCAUUUCUUGUUCGGUGAAGGUUCAAAUUAAGCGUCAGAAAAUGGUGGAACUCCCAGAAACAGACGAUGACAUUGCACAAUGGUGCAAAGACACAUUUGUUGCCAAGGAUGCUAUGCUCGAGAAAUAUAACACUACAGAAAUGUUCAGUGACCAAGAACUUCAACAAAUUCGUCGGCCUAAAACAUCUGUUUUGGUUGUGGUUUGUUGGUUAUGGGUUCUAGGGUUUCUUAUCUAUGAAUUCUUCCAUUGGACCUCACUUCUCUCGUCGUGGCAAGGCAUCAUAAUAACAAUGCUUUUCUUGCUCCUGGUCAUAGUUAUCAUGGAAAUCUUCAUUCAUUCCUCUGAAUCAGAGCAUUCUAAGCCCAAAUUUUUACCCACACAAGACCCCUUGAAGCAAAACCUUAUUCAGCGAUGAUGACCGAUUCGGCGCAUGUUUCUUGAUAUUUAUCACAAUUCUUUGUCUCACACCUGUAUAUAUUAUUACUAUCAUUUAUCUUUUUUUAAUAUACUAAAUUACACAAGUUAGCAAAAAUAAGGUCACAUCUAUUCCUUGUUUGU